AUGAUGUGCCCGACCCGAUACGUCCUUGCGGGCGUUCUCAGCUACGUGCUGCUUCUACCGGCGCGCGCGACCGCCAAGGUCGCGCCGCACGUCCACCGGCACUUGGCCGCGUACGAUACCAUGGACAUCUUUGUGACGUUUACGAGUCAUCAAGCAGCACUGGACCGUGUGGCAUCGACGCCGUCGCACCACGACCACCGAACUCGCGUCUUUCAAGCGCUGCGAGACCACGCGAUCGCGUCUCAAAAGGCGGCGUUGGCGCUUCUUCACGACCACGCGAGUACGUCCUUUUGGAUCAGCAGCAGUGCCGUCGUGCACAACGCGUCGGCUUCGAUUGUCGCGGCGCUCGCCUUGCUCGUGGAUGUCGUCACGAUCGAACCUGUCUCGGUGAUCGAGCUCGAUCCGGUGCUGUCGGGAGCCGACGACAACACGACGUCAACGGACGUCGAGUGGGGCGUGGCGACCGUCGGUGCGCCAGCCAUGUGGCCACUCGCGAACGGGUCUGGCAUCGUCGUCGGCUCCAUCGACACGGGCGUUCGCCAUUCGCACGAAGCGCUCAAGAGCAACUGGCGCCGCCACCGAGGGUG
Molecule: messenger RNA, 587 nt
Organism: Saprolegnia parasitica CBS 223.65
Lineage: Eukaryota; Oomycota; Saprolegniomycetes; Saprolegniales; Saprolegniaceae
Exons: 1
Biological process (GO): proteolysis
Molecular function (GO): serine-type endopeptidase activity
Source: RefSeq, a predicted model, not a curated record